Molecule: messenger RNA, 3086 nt
Organism: Erinaceus europaeus (western European hedgehog)
Lineage: Eukaryota; Metazoa; Chordata; Mammalia; Eulipotyphla; Erinaceidae
Gene: GRIN3B
Product: glutamate ionotropic receptor NMDA type subunit 3B
Exons: 9
Coding region: 30-3083 (1017 amino acids)
Biological process (GO): modulation of chemical synaptic transmission; monoatomic ion transport; synaptic transmission, glutamatergic
Cellular component (GO): plasma membrane; postsynaptic membrane
Molecular function (GO): NMDA glutamate receptor activity; transmitter-gated monoatomic ion channel activity involved in regulation of postsynaptic membrane potential
Source: RefSeq, a predicted model, not a curated record
CAAAGCCGCCAGGCGCCCACAACUUGGGGAUGGGGCCGGUACGGGCGCUGUGUCUCAGCCUGGCGCUGACUCUGGCCCUGGGGUGGGCGGGGGGCCACCCGCAGCCCUGCGGCUCCCUGGCGCGCUUCGGGGUCCCGGCGUCAGGACCGGGGGCUCCCGGAAGCCCCCUGCGCCUCGGGGUGCUGCUGCCCCGCGCGCCCGCCGCCCGCGCCCGCGUCCGCGCGGCCCUGGCCCGCGCCCCCGUGCCCCGCAACCAGAGCCUGGAGCUGCUGGGCGCCGGCCGGGACCCCGCAUCUCUGGCCCGAGGGCUGUGCGGAGCGCUGGCCGGCCCGGUGUCGGUGUGGGCGCUGCUAGCCUUUCCCGACGCGCGGCCCGAGCUGCUGCAGCUGCACUUCCUGGCCGCCACCGCCCGCACUCCGGUGCUCAGCCUGCUGCGCCGCGAGGCCCGCGCGCCCCUGGGCGCCCCGACCCCGUUCCACCUGCAGCUGGACUGGGCCUGCCCUCUGGACGUGCUGCUGACGGUGCUGGCGGCCGUGCUGCGGGCGCACGUGGCGGCGGAGUCGGUGGGGCUGGCGCUGUGCCGGGUGCGGGACCCGGGCGGCCUGGUGGCCCUGUGGACCCUGCGGGCCGGCCGCGCGCCUGCGCUGGUGCUGGAACUGGAGCGACCCCCGCUGGGGCCUGAGGGGCCGAGGGCGCGCCUGGCGCCCCUCGCCGCCCUGCCCGCCGCAGUGCUCCUGGGCUGCGAGGGAUCUCGGGCCCUCCGCCUGCUGCGCGCCGCGCCGCCGGGGCCUCGCUGGCUGCUGGGCACCCCGCUGCCCGCCCAGGCGCUGCCCACCCACGGGCUCCCGGCCGGGCUACUGGCGCUGGGCGAGGCGGGGCGGCCCCCGCUCGAGGCGGCCGUGCACGACGCGCUGGAGCUGCUGGAGCGCGCGCGGGAGGCGGCGUGGGGGGCGCGGCCCGAGGGGCGCCCCGAGCCCCCCAGCGUGGACUGCGCCUCCCUGCCGCCGCCUGGGUCGGCGCCGGAGUCCCCCGGGAGCCGCCUGGCGCGGUCGCUGGCCCACACCGCGUUCCAGGGCCGCACGGGCCCCGUGUGGGUGAGCCGCGCCUCGCAGGUGCACCUGUCCCGCCGCUUCCGCGUGUGGACGCUGCGCCGCGACACCCGGGGCGCGCCGGCCUGGGCCGCGCUGGCCACCUGGCGCGACGGCCGCCUGAGCCCGGAGCCCGGGGCCGCCCCGCGCCCGCCGCCGCCGUCGCCGCCGCCCCCGCCCCGCGCCCGGCCGCGGCUGCGCGUGGUCACCCUGGUGGAGCACCCGUUCGUGUUCGCGCGCGAGCCCGACGCCGACGGCCGCUGCGCCGCCGGCCAGCUGUGCCUGGACCCCGGGCCGGCCGCGGCCGCCGGGCUGGACGCGCUCUUCGCGGGGCUGGACGACGGCUCGACGCCCCGCGCGCGGCGCCGCUGCUGCUACGGCUACUGCAUCGACCUGCUGCGCCGCCUGGCGGCCGACGCCGCCUUCGCCUUCGAGCUGUACCUCGUGGCGGACGGCAAGUACGGCGCGCUGCGCGACGGCCGCUGGACCGGGCUGGUGGGCGACCUCCGCGCCGGCCGCGCGCACCUGGCGGUGGGCAGCUUCAGCAUCACGGCGGCGCGCUCGCAGGCGGUGGACUUCAGCAGCCCCUUCUUCUCCACCAGCCUGGGCAUCCUGGUGCGCGCCCGCGACUCGGCCGCGCCGCUGGGCGCCUUCAUGUGGCCGCUGCACUGGUCCAUGUGGCUCGGCGUGUUCGGCGCGCUGCACCUGACGGCGCUGGUGCUCACGCUGUUCGAGUGGGCCAGCCCCUUCGGCCUCACGCCCCGCGGCCGCAACCGCGCCACCGUUUUCUCCUGCUCGUCGGCGCUCAACCUGUGCUACGCGCUGCUCUUCGGCCGCUCGGGCGCCAGCAAGACGCCCAAGUGCCCGGCCGGCCGGCUGCUCAUGAACCUCUGGGCCAUCUUCUGCCUGCUCGUGCUGUCCAGCUACACGGCCAACCUGGCGGCCGUCAUGGUGGGCGACAAGACCUUCGAGCAGCUGUCGGGCAUCCACGACCCCAAGCUGCACGAGGCGGCGCGGGACUUCCGCGUGGGCACCGUGUGGGAGAGCAGCGCCGAGGCCUACAUCAAGAAGAGCUUCCCCGAGCUGCACGCGCGCAUGCGCCGCCACAGCGCGCCCACCACGCCGCACGGGGUGGCCAUGCUCGCGAGUGACCCGCCCGAGCUCAACGCCUUCAUCAUGGACAAGUCGCUCCUGGACUACGAGGUGUCCAUCGACCCCGACUGCAAGCUGCUGACCGUGGGCAAGCCCUUCGCCAUCGAGGGCUAUGGCAUCGGCCUCCCCCGGAACUCGCCGCUCACGUCCAACCUGUCGGAGUUCAUCAGCCGGUACAAGUCGUCCGGCUUCAUCGACCUGCUGCACGACAAGUGGUACAAGAUGGUGCCGUGCGGAAAGCGGGCCAUCGUGACCGAGACGCUGCAGAUGGGCGCGCACCACUUCUCGGGGCUUUUCGUGCUGCUGGGCCUGGGCCUGGCCAGCGCCCUGCUCACGCUGCUGGGCGAGCACGCCUUCUAUCGCCUGGUGCUGCCUCGCAUGCGCCGCAGGAACCGGCUGCAGUACUGGCUGCACACGAGCCAGAGGAUUCAUCGCGCCCUCAACACGGAGCCGCCCCAGGGCAGCGACGAGCCCGUGUGCAGGGACCCUGAGGAACUGCCGCGGGACACACGGGACACACAGGCGGCGGGGCAGCGGGGCUGGAGGCGCGUGCGGAGGACGGUGGUGCGGGAGCGGGAGCGGCGCGUGCGCUUCCUACUGGAACCAGCUGCACAGGCCGGGGAUGCGGGGUGCUCGGAGGGGGGCCCCGCCAGGCUCAGCCCCAAUGGCCGGCCGGCCACCGCCCCUGCGCAGCCAGGGGAGCUGGAGCAACUGGAGCACCGCAUCGAGGCUGCGCGGGAGCGCCUCCGCCAGGCCCUGCUAAGGCGCGGGGAGCUGUGGUCACAACUCGGCUGCAGUGGGGGCGGGGGACUGCUGCAGGGGUGUGCGGGGGACGCACUAUGACCC